Molecule: messenger RNA, 1136 nt
Organism: Saccostrea cuccullata (small rock oyster)
Lineage: Eukaryota; Metazoa; Mollusca; Bivalvia; Ostreida; Ostreidae
Exons: 7
Coding region: 109-696 (195 amino acids)
Source: RefSeq, a predicted model, not a curated record
CUUUGACAAUUAGCCAUUAAAGUUCAAUAAACUCGUGGUAUUUAAAUGAGCCUUCUAGAACUGGUGUAAUCAUCCCAAGUUAUCAGGAAAACUACUGAGGUUAUAACGAUGGCCAAGUCGUCCGACAAACAGCUGACUUAUCCAUCGGAGGAGGUCGAUCCAUACGAAGUUUUGUCUAAGAAGAUUGGACAUGGUGUAGAAGAUGAAUUAGAAGUUGAGAAAAAGACUUCUGUUCCAGAAGGGAAACUAUUGAGCCAUUUUGUUACGGGCAACCAGGUACAGUUAGUCUCGAAAAUAAGUGGGCGUUCUCUAAGGAUUGUGCAGGAUCGUGUAGGUAAACUCAAAGUGGACGGCCGGGGAGACCUAGGAGAAAAAGAAUGGAAUGCUGUCUGGACAGUUAUAAAUGAAAAGCACAACAUGGAGAUUCGCCUUCAUAAUAACUUUAAUUUCCUGUCUAUAAGUAACGGAGAGACUAAAAUUGUUCACGUGCCCGAAGAAAAGGAGCACGAUAGGUUGGAUACGCUGUUUCUAUUGGUUCUUGAUCCAGAGAACUUCGUAGCCCUGGAGUCAGUGAAGGAACCUGAAAAUUGUGUGGGGAUAGAGGCAAACGGUUCCUUGAGAUCGGCGGAGAAAACCUUUGUCCAUGACGAUCAUGCCAUGUUUGGUGUACAUUUGAUAAAGCCAGAUGCUAAAUGAAUUAUGAAGAUUUGGGCCUGAGAGGUGUGAAAGCUUCCCAAGUAAAGGCAACUCUAUUGAUAAGUAAACUAAUUAAUGAGAUGAACACAAUGUAUUGUUUUUCCACACUAUUAAUAACCUCACUAUUUUCAGUGUUGACUGCAGUAUAUACAUAAACAAAUAAAUGAUACAGAAAACAAUAAGUAUUCCAGAAAAUCAUGAAAAUUGUACAACGUCUAUAGAUGUCUGAAAAUUAUUUAGCUAAAUUAUUUUUAACAUGGAUAUAUAUUUGUAUUUUUUUUAUACAUAUUAAGAUUUUUUUAUACAUAUUUAGAUUUUUUUGUAAUAUAAUUAUGUAGCCUUUUUUAUAUUAAUGCAAACAAAUCUUGAUUCAUUUUUUUAAAAAUAUCAACGCCACUGAUAUUUUUUGUUGUAAGAGGCCGUCCAUAGUGCACGUUGUG